Molecule: messenger RNA, 639 nt
Organism: Vicia villosa (hairy vetch)
Lineage: Eukaryota; Viridiplantae; Streptophyta; Magnoliopsida; Fabales; Fabaceae
Exons: 3
Coding region: 1-639 (212 amino acids)
Source: RefSeq, a predicted model, not a curated record
AUGGAUGAGGCUGGUUUCUCAUCUGGAUCGAGGAUUCGGUUGGCUCGGGUGUCUUCUUCUCGUCAGGAGGAGGUACAGGAGGAUGAGGAGGAAGUGAGACACGAGGAUGAGGAGAUACUUGAUGCUGACCCUCCGCACGGGGAGGAGGGGGAGGAAGGCUACCCGGGAGGGCCUAUGGACACUUCCUUGUUGAUUUACUACCACGACCUAGUCGCUCGACGUGUCUUGGAGGGAGAGGAAAGGCCGACGAUAAAAUCCGUGAACCACACGCGGAAUAUUUUUUAUCUAUUUAAACCAGAGGCCCAGUGGUUUAAUGAUGUGGUAGUUAGUUCCGGGCUCGGCGGAUUGUGCAUGACCGGGGAGUUGACAAUCACCUUGCACGAUGUCCAGUGUCUGCUCCACCUGCCAAUUAGAGGGAGCCUGCUGAACCAUUCCCGGAUACAAAGGGUCGAGGCGAUUGAGUGGAUGGUAGACUAUUUGGGUAUGGAUCCAAACAUGGGUGAUUAUGAGUGUCGGGAGACAAGUGGGGCCCAUAUUCGGUUCUCCAGAUUGAGAGAGUUGUAUGAGAACCACUUGGUGGCGGCGGCGGAGUCCGAGCAGGAGAGUGACGGGCUUUUUACAAAGUAUCACCGUGCCUGA